GAAACUUCCGAGGACGUGUUAGAAUGUUUAUCAGUGAUGGUAAACAACGAGGAGUCCCAAGUGCAAGGCAUACUAGUAAACGAGCACCCACUGCUAGGAGCGACGUUGACCGCGAUAACAUUACCAGAUGGAAGCCAAGCUUUCGUCGCGAACGACCCAGAAGACCUGGAGCUAAAAAACCCCCUGGACAAAGCAACGCGUACGAUUUUAAUCGGGGAGUUUUCAGACUUAUCAAACACACUUGAGCAACCGGACGCUGGAUCGUCAAACCAGCCAGAGAUUCCAGGCGUGGAAAUAAUAGACGACGCGACGACGACCUACAUGUUGACCAGUCACUCAGAGAACCAGCUCUGGGAACUGAGCGGUGAAAAAUGCGGCAAGUCGCCGAAUAAAGAUAAAAUUUUUGUAAAAAAAAUAAGCCAAAGCGCGCAAAAACCUUUCGAGUGCAAGCUCUGCUUUAAAAGGUAUCGACAGAACAGCACUCUUGUGAUGCAUAAACGGACUGCUCACGCUUUAGUUGAGGAUGGUGAUGAAGAGUUAAAUGGUGAUGGUGAUGAAAAUGAAGGUGAAAUUGAGACGGAAGAAAUUGAGGGGAUCGAGGGGAUUUUUGAGUCCAAUUGUGAUAAUUUGAGCAAUGAUCAAACUGAGGAAAAUGCUAAGGAUUGUGAGCUGUUGAUAGAAGGAAGAAAUUCUGGAGAUAAUGCUACACAGAUACUUUUUGUCGGUGAUUCAACGCAAAUUGCUGUUUUGCAGCAUAUUAAUUUCGAAGAAGACUUCAAUGAAGCAGAAAUGGAUUCAACUUUAGAAGGACUGAACAUAAAGAUAGAAGACAUGGAGUUUGGAUGGAAUUAA
Cotesia congregata is the source of this 852-nucleotide messenger RNA. The record is from the annotation of a GenBank genome assembly. NCBI's taxonomy places the organism in Eukaryota, Metazoa, Arthropoda, Insecta, Hymenoptera, Braconidae.